ACCAGUGCAUCACCAACCAGAACGGGAGAAUUUAAAACCCUGGUUCAAACUCCCACCCCCUACAUUUCGCCGGAAAUGGCUUUCGAACCUCAUAAGACCUCUCUUUACCUUCUCAUUUUCCUCUCCCUCCUCCUCCUUACAUAUGCAAGAUUGAAUCUCGAUCAUUCAGACCUCAAAGCCUACUUCAUCAUCUCCAAAGACUUGGGCAUCAGCGGUCAACACAGCUCCUUCAUCCACCCUUGCAGCAGCCCAGGUGUGUUCUGCGAGAGGAGACUAUCUAACAACAACACCUAUGUUCUCAAAAUCACCAGGCUUAUCUUUAAGUCCCAACGCCUCACUGGGUUCUUGUCUCCUGCGAUUGGCCGCCUCUCUGAGCUCAAAGAACUUUCUCUUCCAAAAAACCAACUAGUUGACCAAUUCCCUUCACAGAUUGUUGACUGCGAGAAACUGGAGAUUAUUGACCUUGGAAACAACCAGUUUUCCGGUGAAAUUCCCUCUGAAUUAUCUAAUAUUUUACAUCUUAGAGUUCUUGAUCUCUCCAAUAAUAAGUUCUCUGGCAAUUUGAGUUUCUUGAAGCAAUUCCCCAACUUGGAACGUCUCUCUCUUGCAAAUAAUCUCUUCUCUGGAGUAGUUCCUAAAUCUAUACGUUCAUUUCGCAAUCUCCAAUUCUUCGACUUCACUGGAAAUAACUUCCUUGAGGGACCUGUAAACAAAGCUGGAUCCAUAGAGUCUCAAUACCCAAAACGUUACAUUUUAGCUGAGAAUAAUACAAUCGGGGGAAGCAAAAAUGUUUCUUCUGCAGCUGGACCCACUGCACUCGUGGGUUCUGCUCAAGCUCCUAGCCCAUCGUCGACAAGAGGCGCCCAUCACAAGAGCAAAAAAACCAAAAAGAAGCUUAGUAGGUGGAUCAUAGGAUUUCUCGCCGGAGCAGUUGCUGGAGGUAUAUCUGGGUAUGUGUUUUUGGUAAUGUUUAAGUUUGCGUUGGCAGCUAUCAGAGGUGGAGGAAGAGACUCAGGGCCAGCAAUCUUUAGUCCUCAUGUGAUAAAGAAAGUAGAGCAUUUGGCUUUCUUGGAGAAAGAUGAUGGGCUUUCUAAUCUGGAAGUAAUUGGAAGAGGAGGAUGUGGGGAAGUUUACAAAGCUGAAUUGCCUGAAAGUAAUGGAAAAAUGAUUGCAAUAAAGAAGAUCGUCCAACCAUCAAUGGAUGCUGCAGAACUAACUGAAGAAGAUAGCAAGUUUAUGAACAAGAAAAUGAGGCAAAUUCGAUCAGAGAUAAACACAGUGGGUCAAAUUCGACACAGGAACCUUCUUCCUCUCCUGGCACAUGUGUCUCGGCCCGAUUGCCACUACCUUGUCUACGAAUUCAUGAAGAAUGGUAGCUUACAAGACGCACUGAAUCACGUUUCAAUGGGGACGAGAGAAUUGGAUUGGCUCGUCAGGCACAGAAUUGCUCUAGGAGUAGCAUCAGGCCUUGAAUACCUUCACAUGAGCCACAGUCCACGCAUCAUUCACAGAGAUCUAAAGCCAGCAAACAUCCUUCUUGAUGAUGACAUGGAAGCUCGAAUUGCAGAUUUCGGACUCGCAAAGGCAGUGCCUGAUGCCAAUACGCAUGUUACAACUUCCAAUGUUGCAGGAACAGUGGGAUAUAUAGCACCAGAGUAUCAUCAGACACUGAAAUUCACAGACAGGUGUGACAUCUACAGCUUUGGUGUGCUACUUGGGGUUCUGGUCAUAGGAAAGCUUCCAUCUGACGAGUUCUUCCAAACCACCAGGGAAAUGAGUCUGGUCAAGUGGAUGAGAAAUAUCAUGACAUCUGAAAAUCCAGAGCAGGCAAUCGAUCGGAGUCUGAUUGGUAAAGGGUACGAGGAGCAAAUGCUGCUGGUCCUGAAAAUUGCUUGCUUUUGCACUUUGGAUGAUCCAAAACAAAGGCCUAACAGUAAAGAUGUUAGGUGUAUGCUGUCUCAGAUCAAGCACUAAUUGAGUAUGCAACCCUGGAAGAAUAAUUGGGCAUGUAAAUGCUUCUUUUUUAAGUUUGAUCCUGUCCAAUGCGAUGUUUUGCAUUAUAGGAACUUGAGGUACAUUUCACCUUAAUUUUAGUUUUUAUAGUGAAAUCAUAUUCAAAUUUCAAUUUGUAUAAUAAAAUUCCUUGAAUUGAAGCCCGUGACUACGGGUGCA
Molecule: messenger RNA, 2172 nt
Organism: Manihot esculenta (cassava)
Lineage: Eukaryota; Viridiplantae; Streptophyta; Magnoliopsida; Malpighiales; Euphorbiaceae
Product: leucine-rich repeat receptor-like serine/threonine/tyrosine-protein kinase SOBIR1
Exons: 1
Coding region: 76-1974 (632 amino acids)
Biological process (GO): protein phosphorylation
Molecular function (GO): protein binding; ATP binding; protein kinase activity
Source: RefSeq, a predicted model, not a curated record